Messenger RNA from Boleophthalmus pectinirostris (great blue-spotted mudskipper), 1829 nucleotides. RefSeq names its product E3 ubiquitin-protein ligase TRIM11-like. The transcript has 2 exons. The record is from RefSeq and is a predicted model, not a curated record. Gene Ontology annotation, molecular function: zinc ion binding; protein binding. Bases 76 to 1674 code for a protein of 532 amino acids. NCBI's taxonomy places the organism in Eukaryota, Metazoa, Chordata, Actinopteri, Gobiiformes, Gobiidae.
AGACGACACAAGAUCUGCUCAGAAAGGACAAAAGUGCAACAUCGGACCCACCCAGAGCACUGACUGUGGCUCAGAAUGGCUGCUGCUGUGAAGUUUGAGGACCAGUUCCUCUGCUCCAUCUGUCUGGAUCUGUUCACUGAACCAGUGACCACUGCAUGUGGACACAACUUCUGCAAACAGUGUCUCUCUGAGCACUGGGACACCAGCGCCCCCUGCAGGUGCCCUCUGUGUAAAGAGCUGUUCCACAUAAAGCCAGAGCUCAAAGUGAACACGCUGCUCUCAGAGGUGGUCUCUCAGUUCAAACAGGAAACAGGAAGUAGUUGUGAACAAGAGUCGAGCGCAGGAGAAGUGUCCUGUGAUUACUGCACUGAUCCCAAACUGAAGGCGCUGAAGUCCUGCCUGGUCUGUCUGUCCUCAUACUGUGAGACGCACCUCCAGCCUCAUCUGAACGUGCCCAAGCUGAGAAGCCACCAGCUGAUCCAACCUGUGGACAACAUGGAGGAGAGGAUGUGUCCCCAACACCACAGACCUCUGGAGCUCUUCUGCUGCAACGACCACCUCUGCGUCUGCACCAUGUGCUCUGUUUUAAAGCACCAGUCCCAUAAGUUUGUGACUCUGAAGGAAGAGUUUGAGCGGAGAAAGGCCUCACUGCAGCAGACUCAGGAGCAGAGCCUGCACAUGGUGGAGCAGAGGAGGCUGAAGAUCCAGGAGCUCCAGAGCUCAGUGCAGCUGAGUGAGAGAGCAGCCCACAAAGAGAUGGCCACAGGGCUGCAGGUCUUCAGCGCUCUGAUAGAGUGUGUUGAGAGGAGCAGAGAGGCCUUCAUACAGGAGCUCCAGGAGAGGCAGAGACAGACCCAGAAACAGGCUGAAGCCCUGAUCCUGGAGCUACAGCAGGAGAUCUGUGCUCUGCAGCAGAGAAGCACUGAGGCAGAGACACUCCAACGCUCUGAAGACCACCUGCACUUCCUCCUGCACAGCACUGCACUCACGCCCCCUACUGGCCUGAAGGACUGGAGCAGAGUGACACUGGACAUAGAGACGUGUGGGAGGACUGCAGCCCGGGCUCUGGCUGAACUGGAGGAGAAACUCACUGCAGAAAUACACAAGGGCAAACUGAGGAGAGUGAGACAGUUUGCUGUGGACCUCACUCUGGACCCAGACACAGCUAAUGUUAAACUGUCUGUGUCCAAAGAUCUGAAACGGGUUCAUGAAACAGAUCAGUGGAACUUCAGAGAAAGUCCGAGUAGAUUUUCUUUGCGAAACAUUUUAUCAAAAGAAAGUUUUUCGUCAGGCAGGUUCUACUUCGAGGUUCAAGUCAAAGAUAAGUGUGUGUGGAUUUUAGGAGUGGCCAAAGAGUCUGUGGACAGAAAAAAAAUUGGCAAUCUGAACAGUAAAUAUGGAUACUGGUGCUUAUGCCUAGAAAACAAAGAGUUAUUUGUCUCUUUUGAUCCACCUCGAGUUCCUGUGUCCCUGAAGUGUCCUCCUCAGAAGGUGGGGGUGUUUGUGGACUAUGACAAGGGUCUGGUCUCUUUUUAUGAUGCUGAUUCUGCAGAUCUCAUCUACUCCUUCACCGGCUGCAGCUUCAAGCAGAAACUGUUUCCAUUUUUAAAUCCUUGUAAUAACUUUAAUGGUAUAAACUCUGCUCCUCUGAUCUUAACAGCAGUGGAGAAGUGACCAAGUAUCACAGAUGAUGAUCUUCAGUUUGUGAACUUUUGUUCCGGUGAAAGGACAUAGAUGUAAAUCAGAACACAAAUGUAGAUUCAAAGGCUAUGAGUAGAUCAAAUGAUUAACCAAACACUACUGACUCUAUAUUAAAUGGUCAGUGUAUG